Molecule: messenger RNA, 564 nt
Organism: Radiomyces spectabilis
Lineage: Eukaryota; Fungi; Mucoromycota; Mucoromycetes; Mucorales; Radiomycetaceae
Exons: 4
Coding region: 33-530 (165 amino acids)
Source: RefSeq, a predicted model, not a curated record
AAUUUUUUUUUUUUUUUUUUAUUUUAUUUCGGAUGGAAUCAUUUCUGCAUGGAGACAAAAAGCUCCGCCACGGCUGUCAUAGAAAGUUUACAAGUCAUACCAUGUCUUCACCAUGCUUGCGAACAAGGAACGUCAUUCAUCUACGCAUUACCCCCAGCACGUCAUUACGUGUUAUUAUCUAUCUGCGCCAAGAAAACAUUGCUUGGUUCAAUGAGAACGGUCUUCUUCCUUUGGUGAUAAGUACACUACAGCCUGUUGUUGUCAACCAUUUGGUGACCACGCAGGCAAAAUCCGCAGCUAAACGAAAGAAAGAAAUGGAAAUAUUUCAUACACUGAAUCAUGACUCAUUCUCCUUGGCAUAUCGGUUUACAUGGCAUGAUAUUCACCAAGCAAUUAUGCUGCGUGAACCUCUUGAAGAAACUUCUACACUCUAUAGACCACUGUCCAUUUACCCUUAUCAACUAUCCGUCUCCAUAGACCACCCUCAAUUCAACCACACGAUACUAGACGCCUAUUUUCGUAAUUUAUAGUACAUGAAAGUAGAAAUAGUUUUUAUUUACAAGA